Uloborus diversus is the source of this 1207-nucleotide messenger RNA. Its product is annotated as pancreatic triacylglycerol lipase-like. Gene Ontology annotation, biological process: lipid metabolic process. The record is from RefSeq and is a predicted model, not a curated record. The transcript has 7 exons. Bases 53 to 1207 code for a protein of 384 amino acids. Gene Ontology annotation, molecular function: lipase activity. Lineage: Eukaryota; Metazoa; Arthropoda; Arachnida; Araneae; Uloboridae.
CAUUUAUUUCCUUUGUGUUCGUAGUAGUGAACGGUAUAAGUUUAACUCAAUAAUGAAAAGAAUUAUUAGUAUUUUCAUUAUUAUAUUUUUCACGUUAGAAAAAACUGUUGCUUUCGAUCUUAAGCCACUUUUCAAAGGACAACUAAUAACGAAUCCCUUGAAUUUCAUUCCACAGAACAAAUGCAUUUCCGAUCUCGGCUGCUUUAAUACGGGACCUCCUUUUUUCGAUAUUCUCUAUCGUCCUAUCAGUCCGACUCCAACUACUGAAGUCAAAACAAAGUACUUAUUAUUCACACCGACCAAUGUGAACGAACCAGAAACAUUACUACCAACUGAUGAAUCAGUUAAGUCAUCUAGAUUUGAUUCCUCAUUACCAACUAAGAUUACAAUUCAUGGAUUUCUUGCAGAUUACGAUGAGAAUGAUGAGUGGCAUAAAAUAAAAGACGCACUUCUAAAGAACGGCCAAUAUAAUGUCAUUUUGCUUUACUGGAAUGAGAUCAAUGGCAGUCCAUAUCCUCAAGCAGUUGCCAACGCCCGUGUGGUAGGAGCACAAGCUGCAAAGCUAAUCAAGUUAUUAACGGACUAUCGUGGAGUCACAGGUGAUACAAUCCACAUUAUUGGUCACAGUUUAGGAGGACAAAUGGCAGGUUGGAUUGGUGAGACUCUUCACAAAUCUGGAGUGUCAGUAGGCAGGAUAACGGGACUAGAUCCCGCUGGUCCUUACUUUCGUGGCGAUGAUCCAAUCGUUCACUUAGAUCCGACUGAUGCAGACUUUAUCGAUGUAAUACACACAGAUGCUGGAGAAUAUAUUGUAGGUGUCACUGCAGGUCUUGGAAUUAGCACUCCUUCUGGUCAUUUAGACUUCUAUCCGAACGGAGGGAGCGCUCAGCCUGGAUGCUCAUAUGGAAAUGACAGUAUUUCAGCUGCUUUAGAUUUGACGCAACAGUUCUUGGUCAGUACAUGCCACCACUCACGAGCAAUCGAGUUGUUUUUGGAAUCAAUUAGCAACCAAAACUGCCGUUACUUGGCUGUCCAGUGUUCUAGCUAUGAAGAGUUUUCAAAGGGUAGUUGUACAAAAGCAAACUCAGUUGUUUCGGAAAUGGGUCUUAAUGCAAAACCCAUUCCAAACAUACCAAUAGGUUCCACGUUUUACCUAAAGACAGCAAGCAAAAUGCCAUUUUGCAUUCAAGAUGAAAUUUCAAAAUAA